AUGGAUAUAAAAGUGCUUGAUGAUGAAAUUAUGCUGUCUGAUGGACGGGUCAUAAGAAUGCCCGUUAAACAAGCAGAGGAAAAACAGAAUGAAAAAGGCAAAGGGAAAAUAAAAGUGGACAAAGUACCAAACGUUUGGGGAAGCAGCGCAGGAGCAGGAAGUGAUUAUUUUGAUCUGUACCGAAAGCAAAGAAAUGAGGAAAAUGAAAGAAUCGAGCUAAUGGAGAAGAAGUGGAAAGAAUAUACACAAAAUCAAAUAUUCCAAAGUAAGCGGAAGGAAAAAAUUGAGUAUAUAGAAAAGAAAAGUUUAAAAAAAAAAAAAAAAAGACAAAUGAGGAAGAACAAAAUUAGGGAGGUACGAAAUAGUAAGAAGGCUAAAGUUCAAGGGGACAAUGACGAGAAAGAGGAAAAGACCACCGACCAGGCGGAGGAGGAAGACUCCUGUCGUCCACGUGAUUAUGAUAAUUCCAAGGAGGUGAAUCAGUUGGUCUCCUCCAAGAAGAAACAUCCCAAUCGUGCACCUACUGCUAUUGAUGCGGAUGCGGAUGCGGAUGAGAUGGUCAAAUCUGAUGAGGCAGAAUCGGAAGAGGACGAGCAUGAUGAUAAAUUGGGGGCCCACCACCCCGUAGACACAGACUCCUUUCUCGUGGUUAAGGAGGGGGACGAGGAACUCUUCUAA
Plasmodium fragile is the source of this 678-nucleotide messenger RNA. RefSeq lists its product as uncharacterized. Gene Ontology annotation, biological process: negative regulation of protein kinase activity. The coding region runs from base 1 to 678 and encodes 225 amino acids. Gene Ontology annotation, molecular function: protein kinase binding; double-stranded RNA binding; protein kinase inhibitor activity. Lineage: Eukaryota; Apicomplexa; Aconoidasida; Haemosporida; Plasmodiidae. The transcript has a single exon. The record is from RefSeq and is a predicted model, not a curated record. Gene Ontology annotation, cellular component: nucleolus.